GUACAAAUCUAGACCGCGCAUGCGUGCUGUAAAAGCUAGCGUGUUUCGUUGCUGUGUGCUGCUCUCCUUGUCUGCAGUGUAAAUGUUUCGGACAACGAAUACAAACUACUAAUUUUCACCAUGAAAACAAGAUUCAAUACCGUGGAUAUCAGGGCGGUCAUUGCUGAGAUAAAUGCGAAUUACCUUGGUAUGCGCGUAAACAACGUGUAUGACAUCGACACCAAGACCUAUCUCAUCCGUUUGCAAAAGCCUGACACCAAAUCUAUUCUACUGGUUGAAUCUGGACUCCGCAUUCAUUCUACAGACUUUGAAUGGCCCAAAAAUAUGAUGCCCUCUGGCUUUGCCAUGAAAUGUCGAAAGCAUCUCAAGUCAAGACGACUAACACAGGUGAAGCAGCUUGGGGUUGACAGGAUUGUUGACAUCCAGUUUGGCUCCGAUGAGGCUGCUUACCAUCUGAUAGUGGAACUCUAUGACAGGGGUAACAUUAUCCUGGCGGACCACGAGUACACCAUUCUGAACCUGCUGCGCUUCCGCACAGCAGAGGGAGAGGAAGAUGUGAAGAUAGCGGUGAGGGAGAGGUACCCUGUGGAGAACGCCAGGCCCCCAGAGCCCCUCAUCAGCCUGGAGAGACUCACUGAAGUCCUGUCGAAGGCCACAAAUGGAGAACAGGUGAAAAGGAUCCUCAAUCCCCACCUUCCAUAUGGGGCUACUCUCAUAGAGCACUGUUUGAUGGAAGUGGGACUCCCCGGCUUUAUCAAAGUGGACAGCCAGUUUGAUGCUGCACGAGAUGCACCCAAAAUCCUCGAUGCCCUGCAAAUGGCAGAAGUUUAUAUGGAGAAAACGGCAAGCUUCGAUGGAAAGGGCUACAUCAUCCAAAAAUGUGAGAAGAAACCAAGUUUAGCCCCAGAGAAACCUGAAGAAUUGCUCACAUAUGAGGAAUUCCAUCCCUUCCUCUUUGCCCAACAUGCAAAUAGCCACUAUGUUGAGUUUGAUACAUUUGACAAGGCAGUGGACGAAUUCUACUCCAAGAUGGAGAGUCAGAAGAUUGACGUGAAGGCCCUGCAGCAGGAGAAACAGGCUCUGAAAAAGCUGGACAAUGUCAAGAGGGACCACGUGCAGAGGCUGGAGGCACUGCACCAACUUCAGGAGGUAGACGGGCUUAGGGGCGAGCUGGUGGAAAUGAACUUGCCCAUAGUGGAGAGGGCUCUGCAGGUGGUGCGGAGCGCCCUGGCCAACCAGGUGGACUGGGCCGAGAUAGGGCUGAUCGUCAAGGAGGCCCAGGCUGCCGGAGACCCAGUGGCCUGCGCCAUCAAGGAGCUGAAGCUGCAGACCAACCACAUCACAAUGCUUUUAAAGAACCCAUACAUUGUCCCAGAGGAAGUAGAGGAGGAGCAUGUAGCCGAGGUGGCUGAAGAGAAGAAGGGGAAGAAGAACAAGAACAAAGAGAAGGGUCAGAAGGGCAAGCCCAAGAAGGACCAGCCCAUGCUGGUGGAUGUGGACCUCAGCUUGUCAGCUUACGCCAAUGCCAAAAAAUACUACGACCACAAGCGAACCGCUGCUAAGAAAGAGCAGAAAACCGUGGAGGCAGCCCAGAAGGCUUUCAAAUCUGCUGAGAAGAAGACCAAGCAAACCCUUAAAGAGGUCCAAACGGUUACGACCAUUCAGAAGGCCAGGAAAGUCUACUGGUUUGAGAAGUUCUUGUGGUUCAUCAGCUCAGAAAAUUACCUCACCAUCGCCGGACGUGACCAGCAACAGAAUGAAAUUAUCGUUAAGCGCUACUUGAGGGCUGGGGAUAUCUACGUUCACGCCGACCUCCAUGGAGCAACUAGUUGUGUCAUCAAGAACCCAUCUGGUGUGCCCAUUCCUCCACGCACCUUGACUGAGGCGGGCACCAUGGCCGUGUGCUACAGUGCAGCCUGGGACGCCAAGGUUAUCACCAGCGCAUGGUGGGUGCACAACCACCAGGUGACUAAGUCUGCCCCCACUGGAGAAUACCUGACCACUGGAAGUUUCAUGAUCCGAGGAAAGAAGAACUACAUGCCGCCCUCUUAUUUAAUGAUGGGUUUCAGCUUUCUCUUCAAGGUAGAUGAGCAGUGUGUAUUCAGACACCGGGGUGAGAGGAAGGUCAAGACCAUUGACGAGGACAUGGCGGAUGUGACGUCCAGCACAGCAGAGCUACUAGAGGAUGGGGAGGAGCUUAUUGGGGAUGACAGUAGCAACGAGGGAGAGGGGGAAGACGGAGGAGGAGAUAGAAAGAAGAAUGGAGUGGAGGUAAAAGUAGAGAAAGCCACUGAAGGGGCAGAGGCUGAACAUAAGGAGGAUGGAGAUGCUAAAGAACUGGACGACGACAUGAAGGAGGAAGGAGAGGAGGAUGAGGUGGAGGGGUUCGAGGCGCAGGUGAAGAGUGAUGGGGAGAGUGCAGAGUUCAGUUUUCCAGACACCACCAUCUCCCUGUCCCACUUGCAGUCCACCAGGGAAACCCAAAGUGCUGGUUUCAAAAAGGUGUCCAUUCAGGUUGAGGUGGAGGCGCAAAAAGAGGGGGGAAAACACAUUACAGCCAAGCAAAGAAGGGAGGAGAAGAAGGGGAAACAGGAUCAUUCUGAAUCUCAGGAAGAAGAGGGAAAGACUGAGGAGACGCAUGGUGCCUCCGCAGCCAAUCAGAAAACCAAGAGUGGAGGAGGGGGAGGAGCCUCUCAGCAUCCUCUUAAGAGACAUCAAAAGAACAAGCUGAAGAAAAUUAAAGAGAAGUACAAAGACCAAGAUGAAGAGGAUCGGGAGCUGAUGAUGAAAUUGUUGGGGUCUGCUGGCUCCACUAAGGAAGAGAAGCCUAAGAAGGGCAAGAAGGGGAAGGGCAAAGACGAGGUGUUGAGAAAAGCACCCCAGAAGCAAGCCCAGAGACCCCGUCCUCAGGAGGUCAUCUUAAAGAAACCAGAAGGGGAAGAGGAGGGUCUAGCUGUGGAGGAGGGAGCAGCACCUGAACAGGAUGACAAGGAAGGAGAUGAUCAGGACCAAGACAACCCUGGAGCAGAGGAAGCAGAGAAACUGCUGAAUUCUCUGACGGGCCAACCCCACCCAGAGGAUGUACUGCUGUUCGCUGUGCCGGUCUGUGCCCCCUACACUGCCCUCUCCAACUACAAGCACAAGGUGAAGUUGACCCCAGGGACCCAGAAGAAAGGAAAAGCUGCCCGCACUGCAGUAUUCAGCUUCAUGAAGGCCAGGGAGGCUUCGACUAGAGAGAAGGACCUGUUUCGCAGUGUCAAGGAUACAGAUUUAUCAAGAAACAUCCCAGGCAAAGUUAAAGUGUCAGCACCUAACCUAAUGGCAGCCAAGAAGAAAUAGACCUGUACAAUUUAGUCGACUUGGACUUUCUUCACGAAACAAUGAGUUAACCCCACCCUUAAUAGUACUAUGAUGUCUGCAAUUGGAUGACAGGAAAAGCUUGUGCAUCGAAGCAUUACAUUUUCCUGGAUCUUUACUUCAAGAUGACAGGGAGGGAGAAAGCAAUGCAAAAUGUCAGAACAAAAUCAGAUUUUACAUUUAUUUUUUCUUGAUUCAAAAUUAAGAUUUUUAUGAAACUUGUGCAAAUAAUACAAAAUGAGAUACUUUUUGUGGUAACUUCAGUGCAACUGGUAUUAUUACCUGAUUAAAAACAGAAAAUACUACACAAGCCUCUUCUGACUAACAUGGUCAAACGUAUAACACCUUUCCAGCAGGACUGAACAUGGUACUUUCACUUUAAAAAUAUAUAUACAUUUUCAAACACUGGCAUGACAAAUUUACACGUAAGGAUAAUGAACGUUGCCAUGCUUGCUGACUGGCCAUCACCACUCCCAUCAAAAGCCUACAAUUUUUUCACUAAAUUAAUAACACUCGUGACGAGAUGGGUUGAGCUGUCCUCUUUGUUCAGCUAGCACCAAGGUCAUGGCUGUCCACACACACCCCGGCAUCCCAUAGAAUGUGGUGGUAUAUGCCUCAUGACCCCAGUGCGUUGAUGCCUCCCAUCCUCUGUUUGAGACUGUGUAGCAGGUGUUAAGGCAGGCAGUCCCAUGACGCAGCCAGCAACUCUCUGUGCUGCAAUGCUGCUUCCAUACAGAACCUAGAGAGGGGGACAAGCAAGUUUUACAUUGACUAAAAGAUGUGUUCAUUAGGCACCAAACGGACUGACUACUGAACCUUUGUUGUUGCAUACCCUCCCUAAUAAACAAAACCCAGUAGUUAGGGCCAUGUUUUUGUCUGGGUUCAGGGUUGUUUCUCUACUCACCAGACAAGUGACUUGGGUUGAACCGUGAACACCAGCAACUCUUUGCUGUGAGCCUGUUAAAGGCAAUUGACAUAUCUUUAUUCAAACCAUACUUGGUAGUAAACAUUUAUCAAUCAGUUUGUAGUUUUAAUUUUAAGUGACACUUGUGGUCUCACUGUACUCACUGCUCGCUGAUGGGACAGCAGGUUAUUGGCACAACCGCCAAACACAAAGACCUCCCCAUCAGGACCGGAACAGGCCGUGUGCCAGAGCCUGACACAAAAAAAGAGGAAAAUGACUAAGGACACACACACACAAACAGUGAAACAAGCAGCUCCCAUUCAUUACCACUAAUUGGUUUCUCUCUUGUGAUAUUACAUGGGGCUCUGUGAAUGAUUGUGCUUGUACUGCUGCCACUUGUUCUUGCUGACGCAGUACAGCCAAGCGUCACCUGUAUAUAUUACAAAAGGAUGGAGGAAUAAAAACAUUUGGUCAUGCCAUGGACUCAAGGAAAAUGGAUAAGGAAGUAUUCUUCACUCACUCAGUGUCUCUCUAUAUGUUGUGAAGCCUCCGAACAAGAACAUGUGAUCAGGUGACACGGGGGUGAGGGAGUGCCAUGAGCGUCCCACAGGACCCUGCUGAGGAACACUCCUGUAGAGGGGCAAGGGAAGGUCAAGGGGAAAUAGGACCGGGGUAAAGGGUUAGUCCCAUAAAGGUGAACAGAGGUACAUCUAUGGGUUAGAGCACAGCCCCCUCCCCUAAAAAAAGGUGUUUAAUGCUAUAACAUGCAUGAAGACAUUUUGGAUGAGGACCACUCCCAGGAAUCCAUGUCGAUGUAGUGCAAGUCGUUCAGGCGGUAAUCCUGUUGUAAAAGAGACAAAGCAUCAAACAUUUAGAAUACAAGAUCCUUUAUGUGAUAAGUCAUAGAAAUGAACAUGGUCAACAUCUAUCUACAGGCCCGUGAUACAAUUUCACAUUAGACAGUGUGACCGUAAACUCAGCAGGAACUUGAGUAAUCUCUUUUCAGAACAUUCCUACUUACCCUGUAACGCCCCCCAAACACAUAGCCUCGGUUGCCCACCUUGGCACAGGCAUAUGCUGCCCGGGGAGAUGGGGCAUUACCCUUCAAUAGAAAGGGGGAAUGGAGAGGUGAGACUGGAGCUCCCAUUGAAACAGAUGUGCAAAAUGGCUUCCAACACAGAAAGUUGUGACAUGAUUUAAGGGAAUGCUGUUACUUUGGUGACUGGCUGGCUCCAGGUGGACAUCUCCAGGUCCAGGAUGUGAAUGUGGUUGUUCCAGCCCCGCCCCGGAUUAUCUCCCUGUUACAACACACAGAGAAGGGAUUGUUUUCAUUAGGGCAUGCAAACAUUUAACUACGGAACAAAAAUGUGCGUUUCUUAUUGGUUAUCCCCGUUUCAGUAAAAAAAAAAGAGUUUGGUGCUUAAUUAACACGACCAGAACUUUACAAUUAUUGACAACUCCCUUUGCUGCAGACAGAUACACUUAACAGACCAUUUUCAUACUGGUGUUAAAAGCAGCUGAAGGUUUCAAGGGUUGUGCAAUUAAUUGACCAUACCAUGAAUGAAGUUUCAUCGUAUUCAAAUGUCCCUCUGUGAGCUCCUUGUGCCAUAUAUCCGUAGCCACCGAAGAAUACUAGCCUGUGAACAGCCGGCAGUUAAUGGAGAAAUGGUUUGAAGUGACAAAUGCAUCAGAAAUGUAUUGGGAAGAUCAUCAGUCAAUUUUGUAUGAUGUUCUGUGUAGAAUUUCUCUUGCAACCCCAUAGCUUGGUAAAGGCUGCUUUAGAGGUAAUGAGAUGGAGCAACUCGAAGACCUAUUAUUAUAUAAACACACUGCCUGCCAAUAGACCAACUCACCUAUUCUUGUGAACCCAGCAGCCCAGUUUGUCCUUGCAGGACGGGGCCAGGCCCUUGAGAUGCUUCAUCUCCUCCCAGCAGAGGAGAGGUGUUCGGAGAGGGAGCCGAAAGACCUGAAGGGCAGUAUAAAUGGAAUAAGACUAGUCUCUUGUAACAGACAUUAACAUUUUAAAGGCCCAGUGCAGUCAAUUCUGUUUUGUAUCAUUGUACAGCAAAUGUAGCGAUUAAAAGUUAAAUGCCAUCGCUAAAUGUUUUUUUGCGUGUGCCCACUGGUAUUGCUCUCCAGCCAACAGCUUUAUUGGCACACUGUUGGCUAGAGCGGACGUAUAGCCUACAUGAUGAGAUUAUUAUUAAGGACAAAAGAUUGAGAUUUGUCAAAUGGCAGCCAAGCAUCGAUUAAGAUAUCACCAGAAUAAGAACCUCCAAUAUUUAUUUUGAAAGGAGCAUCACCUUGCACUUUCACCACUCUGUGAAGUUCAUAAUUCAUUACAUCUGUAGCCUAAUAAACAGCAUGCUUUCCUGACGAGUCGUAGUGGGAGGACAUGUCAUCGCGUGACUCCAAGUUUACUUCGAUAUGUUAUUAUAUCAAUACUUACGCAUAAAAGCAUUUCCACCGAUAUUUCUCGCUAAAAUAUAUUUUACAAACACAAAAAGAUCACACAUUUAGUUUUGUCGACAUUUGGGAAGUCCAUCAUGUUUCCAUCAUGCUGGUCAUUACAUGAUUUACUUCAUUACUCUACUCUAAGGUUGGCUGGAAACCUGGUUACUGUAAAAAAAA
Messenger RNA from Oncorhynchus kisutch (coho salmon), 6892 nucleotides. RefSeq names its product nuclear export mediator factor (gene nemf). Lineage: Eukaryota; Metazoa; Chordata; Actinopteri; Salmoniformes; Salmonidae. The transcript has 32 exons. Gene Ontology annotation, biological process: ribosome-associated ubiquitin-dependent protein catabolic process; rescue of stalled cytosolic ribosome. Gene Ontology annotation, cellular component: RQC complex. The record is from RefSeq and is a predicted model, not a curated record. Bases 121 to 3339 code for a protein of 1072 amino acids. Gene Ontology annotation, molecular function: ribosomal large subunit binding; tRNA binding.